AUGGACAAGACUCUGUACAGCAUCUUUCACGGCAAAAACGACCCCAACCAGCCAGCCGUCAUCGUGCCAUCGUCCGCACCGAUUGCCUGCACGCUAUCGUACCCCCAACUCUUGGAUACCAUCCGCGACUUUAGCUCGCAGCUGAAUGCGCUGGUUCCAGGUCUCCAGCCCGGCGAUGCGGUCGCCAUCUCAUACUUGAACUCGCUCGAAUUCGUCGUUGCCUUCCUCGGCACGGGCUUCAUGCGUCUUAUUUCCGCUCCUCUGAACCCCGCAUACACUGAAGACGAAUUUAACUUUUAUCUCGAGGAUUCCAAGGCCAAGGUCAUGGUUGUGCCUCGUGGUGCUGCCAACGACAAGACCAAGAAUGCUGCUAUCCGGGCAGCUCAAAAGCAGGGAACCGUGGUGGUCGAGGCCCACUGGGACGGCAAAGCAAUUGAUGUGGUGGCUUUAGCAUCGAACAAAUCAGCAAGAUCAACCAGUCGAGUUGCGCCAUCGUUUGGACCCCGGCCAGACGACGUUACUUUGCUGUUACACACGAGCGGAACGACAGGAAGACCCAAAGGUGUGCCGUUGUCCCACAUCAACCUCGCCACGUCGAUGCGCAAUAUCAUCGGGACAUACGAUCUCUCGCCAAAGGACCGCACCUAUCUCGUCAUGCCAUUGUUCCACGUCCACGGCCUGGUCUGUGGAUUGCUCGCAACGCUUUUGUCCGGUGGCUCGGUGGUGAUUCCCCAAAAAUUCAGUGCCUCACAUUUCUGGAAGGACUUUGUAGAUACUGGAUGCAACUGGUACACCGCAGUUCCGACGAUCCAUCAGAUUCUGCUCCGCAACCCGCCAUCGCAGGUCCCUCCCAUCCGAUUUAUCCGCUCCUGCUCAUCCAGCCUGGCCCCUGCCACCUUCAAGGCCAUCGAGGAGCAUUUCAAGGCACCUGUCUUGGAGGCUUAUGCCAUGACUGAGGCUGCACAUCAGAUGACCUCGAACCCGUUGCCUAGCCGAGGCGUCCACAAGCCCGGCUCUGUUGGUCUUGGCCAAGGCGUCGAAAUUGUCAUUUUGGAUGACAAGGGCAACCCCGUCGAGGAAGGUGAAGUGUGUAUCCGUGGUACCAACGUGACGCGUGGCUACUUGAACAAUCCCAAGGCAACUGCCGAGUCAUUCACCAAGGACGGCUAUUUCCGCACCGGUGAUCAGGGCAAGAAGGACAAGGACGGUUAUCUUGUGUUGACGGGCAGAAUUAAGGAGUUAAUCAACCGUGGUGGCGAGAAAAUUUCUCCACUUGAACUGGAUGGCGUCCUGCUGAGCAGUCCCGGCGUCGCAGAGGCUGUCAGCUUUGCUGUGCCUGAUCCUAUGUAUGGCCAAGAAGUGCAUGCCGCUGUCGUGCUUAAGGACAAGGCUAGCAAGAGUGAGGCUGCUGUCGAGCGCGAAUUACAGGCUUACUGCCAGACUAAAUUGGCCAAGUUCAAGGUGCCCAAGCGGAUCUAUGUCACGGACAUCAUGCCCAAGACAGCCACGGGUAAAAUCCAACGCCGUGUUGUCAGUCAGACGUUCUUUAAGGAACCAGCACCUGCCCAGGCGAAAUUGUAA
Zychaea mexicana is the source of this 1581-nucleotide messenger RNA. RefSeq lists its product as uncharacterized. Gene Ontology annotation, biological process: fatty acid metabolic process. The transcript has 3 exons. NCBI's taxonomy places the organism in Eukaryota, Fungi, Mucoromycota, Mucoromycetes, Mucorales, Lichtheimiaceae. The coding region runs from base 1 to 1581 and encodes 526 amino acids. Gene Ontology annotation, molecular function: medium-chain fatty acid-CoA ligase activity. The record is from RefSeq and is a predicted model, not a curated record.